Molecule: messenger RNA, 1590 nt
Organism: Megalobrama amblycephala (Wuchang bream)
Lineage: Eukaryota; Metazoa; Chordata; Actinopteri; Cypriniformes; Xenocyprididae
Product: THAP domain-containing protein 1-like
Exons: 2
Coding region: 63-953 (296 amino acids)
Source: RefSeq, a predicted model, not a curated record
GCGGAAGUCACUGCUGUUUCACCCACUGAGUGGCAGCUUGAAAGCAAAAAAACACUCCUAAAAUGGGAAAGAGCUGUUGUGUGACUGAUUGUAAAAACAGAUUCAACAAGGAAUCGGACCUAUCUUUUUACAGACUGCCGAAAGCAAAAGAAAAGAGAAGCAAAUGGAUCGCUGCGAUUCGUAGAAACAACUGGAAUCCAGGCAGCGAAACGUGGAUUUGCAGUUGCCAUUUUGUGUCAGGAAAAAAGAGCGAUGAUCCACUACACCCUGACUAUGUGCCAAGUUUAUUCAGUUUCACCUCCAAAACUGAUCGAACUCGCGCUGUCAAAAACCUGGAAAGAUAUCAACGAUUUCGAGAAGUUUCUGUGAAAAGAUUUGUCAGUGCCAACACAAGUAAAGAGCUAGCUGCAACAGCUCUCAUGAACCUGUAUCAAAGUUCCACAUUAAAGAAAGAGGUCCAGAUGGUUGAAAUCCAAGGAACUGAGGUCCAGACGGUUGAAGUCCAAGGCACUGAGGUCCAGACGGUUGAAGUCCAAGGCACUGAGGUCCAGACGGAUGAGACACACAGUGACAUCGCCUCUUUACACGAACAGAUUAAAUCUUUAAACUCUGAAUGUCAAUCACUGAGAGAAAAAGUUCACGAAUUGGAAAGCGAGUUGAAACUUCAUGUACUUGAUCCCUCACAAUUUGAUGACAGCAAAAUUAAAUUUUUCACAGGACUGCCCAGUUUACAGACUUUCAUGCUGUUGUUCAGCUCUGUGUCAUCAGUUGUUCCAGUUACUACAAAACAUUCACUCAAGCCUACUCAGGAACUUCUUCUUACACUGAUGAAGCUGCGCCUCAAUCUGUCCGAGGAAUUCUUAGGUCACCUUUUCAGGAUUCAUCAGUCAACGGUAUCAAGAAUUCUUCGUCGCUGGAUACAUGUCCGUGGAGCCUUUAAUUCAUUAAAGUAAAAAUAAGGCCUUAAUUAGCAUUAAAAUGUUUGGCAUUAAAAUUGUUUCUAAGAUCUUACAAAUGCAACUGAACCAACACUGGUUUUCACUCACUGCUUUUUGAAAUCGUAAAACCUUGUCACUGUAUUGCAACGACUUGCAGUAAAUGCCAUUUUACACAAAAUGAGUUUGAGUCACAUUUAGAACAUAGUGUGCAAGAUUCUUCUUUUUUUUUACAUAGCUUAAUCUUAAACUUUUUUUAGUAGACAGAAGUUGACAGCAUUUCACCUAAUUUGUGAGGAGAUGUGAAUUAAAAACUGUUGCCAACUAAAUGGAGAUUUUUCUUUGGUUUUCCAUCAAAAUAAAAGCCCCCAAAUCGAAUGCAUAAAAGGGAAUUAUGACAGAAUUAUAAUAUUAUUAUAUUACUAUUUGUAUCCCCACAUAAAAAUGUAUUAUUUUUUCAUUGCACUAGUAAUAUUACAAAAGUUUAUUUUUUCUUUAAAGAUAAAAACUUUGUAAAAAAAUACUUUGUGUUAUAUACCCUGCCAUUCAAUUUAAAAUGUGAUUGUCAAAUGACACCUCCCUGUAAUGUUCUGAUGAAAACUGAGACUGAUAUUUGUAAAGAAAGCUUGACAAAUAAAAAUGAUACUCUGCAUGA